Solanum dulcamara is the source of this 2682-nucleotide messenger RNA. RefSeq lists its product as uncharacterized. Lineage: Eukaryota; Viridiplantae; Streptophyta; Magnoliopsida; Solanales; Solanaceae. The coding region runs from base 1 to 2682 and encodes 893 amino acids. The record is from RefSeq and is a predicted model, not a curated record. The transcript is spliced from 10 exons.
AUGGAUUCAGUCAAACCAGAAGUAGAUUUUAAUCCCAAUAUUACUGAGCUCCCUACUCAGGCUGAAACCAGCCGAACAAGUUUUAAUAAACCCUCUAGGGCUUAUGCAGGUAUAAAUGCUGCAAUAAGAACAAAAGAUAGUCACACUCCAGUAGGAUCAAUGAAAACUGAAGCGAUUAAUCCGUUUGGAAUAUAUCUAGAUUUAGAUUGUAUUAAUAAUACUGAAGAAGCUAUAGAUAAAUGGGAAACUUCUUUAAGGAUAGCAGUAACAAUGGUUAGAACUAGAGCAACAAGAGCACCUGAGCCAGCCGUUGGGGCUGUAGGCAGAGGAAGAGUAGCAACGAGAGGCCGUGGUAGAGGUCGCGGAAGAAAGCCCAUCAGGGGCAGGGUCCAAACAGCUGGGCCAGCCAGGAAAAGAGCAGCGAGCCCUCCACUGGCUGAUGAGGUAGUUAGAGAUGAUGGUGGGGUGGAGGAGGAGCAAGUUCAUGAGAAAGAAGCACCACCCCAGCCUACUCCAGAGAUGAUCCACCAGGUUCUCACCUAUCUUAGUGGGUUAUCCGAUCAGGGACAAGCUCCCCCAGCACCUCAUAUUCCAGGAGUUCAACAUGCAGCUGUUAUGGCUCCCCGCAUAACUGCGUCUUUGGGGACAAGCAUGUUUCCUCAAUUGACUACAGGGCCGUUUCAAGGAGACGCCAAAAUGUGGUGGCGGUCUCACGUGGAGUGCCGACCAGCAGAGGCACCACCUAUGACCUGGGCAACCUUUUUUGAUUAUUUUAUGCAGAAAUAUGCUACUCAGCUUUGCUUCAGUCCAGAGGAGCGAAUUCGCCGCUUUGUGAAGGGAUUGAGGUCAGAUUUGCGAAUUCCAGCUUUACAGGUUGCUGCUUCAGCAAAAUCCUUUCAAGAAGUGGUUGAUUUUGUGAUAGAGGUAGAGGGGGUAAAGCCAGAUAACUUCACUAAAGAGACAACAUUCAAGAAGUUUCGUAAAGGAGAAAAUAUUGUCCAAGGCAGAGUCAGGCUUGGCAUGAUCAGGGUUAUAGAGUCCCAGCAGUUAGAGGUGGAGGCGACGGCUAUGGUAGGGGCCGUCAUUCUGGAGGACGUGGUGGCCAAGGUCGUGGUGGUCGCCAGUCCGGCCGGGGUGGCGGGCAGGUUGGAACUACUGGAGUACAGCCCGGUAAGGGACAAAGUCAGACAAGUGACAGAGCCCAUUGUUAUGCCUUGUUAUGCCUUCCCUGGGAGAUCAGAGGCAGAGGCAUCCGAUGCUGUUAUCGCAGCCUUCCUAGCACAUCUUAGGGAUGAUAAUUCUGAAGUGCCGACGAUUGAAUCUAUCUCUAUAGUUCGUGAGUUUAUGGAUGUUUUCCCCGCAGACUUACCUGGUAUGCCACCUGAUAGAGAUAUAGAUUUUUGUAUCGACUUAGAGCCCGACACUCGCCUUAUUUCCAUUCCACCUUAUAGAAUGGCCCCAGCUGAGUUGAGAGAGUUGAAGGCCCAACUCCAGGAAUUGUUGGCUGAACAAGAUGUACCAAAGACGGCUUUUCGAACCAGGUAUGGUCACUAUGAAUUCUUAGUAAUGUCUUUUGGGCUUACAAAUGCGCCUGCUGCUUUCAUGAGUCUGAUGAAUGGAAUUUUUAAGCCAUAUUUGGACCUCUUUGUUAUUGUUUUUAUUGAUGAUAUAUUGAUCUACUCAAAGAGCCAAAAAGAACAUGAAGAGCAUCUAAGAACUGUUCUGGGAUUGUUAAGGAAGAAGAAGUUAUAUGCCAAAUUCUCCAAGUGUGAGUUCUGGCUUGAUUCAGUGUCUUUCUUAGGGCACGUGGUUUCUAAAGAUGGAGUGAUGGUGGAUCCCCAGAAGAUUGAAGCAGUGAAGAGUUGGGCAAGGCCCACUAAUAUCUCAGAGGUAAGGAGUUUUAUUGGUUUGGCUAGCUACUACCGCCGGUUCGUCAAGGGAUUUUCUUCUAUUGCUUCCCAGCUGACUAAUCUGACCAAGCAGAAAGUUCCAUUUGUAUGGUCGGAUGAGUGUGAAAAGAGCUUUCUGAAACUCAAGACCUUAUUGACUACUGCACCAAUUCUUGCCCUGCCAGUAGAAGGUAAGAAUUUCAUUGUUUAUUGUGAUGCAUCAUAUUCUGGUUUAGGUGCAGUGCUAAUGCAGGAGAAGAAGGUAAUUGCCUAUGCUUCAAGGCAAUUGAAGGUGCAUGAGCGUAAUUAUCCCACUCACGAUUUAGAGUUGGCUGCGGUUGUAUUUGCAUUGAAGCAGUGGAGACAUUAUCUAUAUGGGGUAAAAUGUGAAGUGUAUACAGAUCAUCGCAGUUUACAACAUGUAUUCACUCAGAAAAACUUGAACUUGAGGCAGAGGAGGUGGAUGGAAUUGCUAAAGGAUUAUGAUAUCACUAUUCUUUAUCAUCCAGGAAAAUUAGGUACUAGAUUGGAUCUUAGUACUGCAUUUCAUCCUCAGACUGAUGGGCAGUCUGAGAGGGAAGAGCCUGUGGCUAUUCUUGAUAGGGAGGUUCGCAAGUUGAGAUCAAGGGAGAUUGCGUCUGUGAAGGUCCAGUGGAGAAAUCCUCCUGUUGAGGAGUCCACUUGGGAGAUUGAGGCUGACAUGCGUGGAAAAUAUCCACAUUUAUUCAUCGAGUCAGGUACCAUUUUCUAUCCUCACUCUUCUCUUGACCGUUCGGGGACGAACGGUGGGUAA